Molecule: messenger RNA, 1342 nt
Organism: Gorilla gorilla gorilla (western lowland gorilla)
Lineage: Eukaryota; Metazoa; Chordata; Mammalia; Primates; Hominidae
Gene: PRR29
Product: proline rich 29
Exons: 6
Coding region: 24-596 (190 amino acids)
Source: RefSeq, a predicted model, not a curated record
CGCCAAGGCAACCGGCGCCAGCCAUGGCCUCUGGGGCGGGCGGAAGCUGGGGUCGCUCCCCACCGCAGAGCUCAGUCCCGACGCCCUGGGUCACCUUCCUGCAGCCCCUCUCGUGGGCCGUCCCACCUGCGCCCCCGCAGCCAGGCCGCGUGAAGGAAGACCUGCUGGAACUGAUGAUGCUGCAGAACGCGCAGAUGCACCAGCUGCUGCUGAGUCGCCUGGUGGCUGGAGCGCUGCAGCCCGGGCCUGCUUCGCCCUGCCCUCAGGUCUACCUGGAGGUUCCGCAGGAAGAGCCUGAGGAGGAGGAGGAGGAGGAGAUGGAUGUGCGGGAGAAAGGGCCUUUGGUGUUUCACCACCACUACUUGCCCUAUUUGAUGCCCUCCCCGGGUGCCCUGCUGCCCUGGCCAGCCCCCUUCUUCCCCACCCCCGCUUGUCAGCCCUACUUGCAGGACGUGCCCAGGAUUCAGCACUGUCCUGCCUCCAGGGAAAGGGAGGUGAGAGCUGUGCCCCCACCCCCACCCCCCAGUGCCACAGGGACUGUGGGUGCUGAUGUACCCCCGGCUUCAGACUACUAUGAUGCCGAGAGCCUCCUAUGAGGACAGACCCUGGCCCUGGGAACUGCACCAGCUUCCUGCUCUGGAUACAGCCCCGGAGCCGCCUCCUGCACCUCUCUUGUCGACUCCCCUGUGCCCAUGGCUGGCAGUCCUUCUCACUCUCUCAACCUCAGCCAGGCCCCCUUCUCCUGGGGAAAUCAGUCCCUGCCCCACGCCAAUGAGUUCCUGGAUGGGCUGGAUCUGUGCUGUUGUGUAAGAGCUCCUUGGAGCACCACCCAGGCCCUUGAAGCCACGUCAGCCCGCCUCUGCCCCACUGCUUCCUGCCUGGAGCAGGGGGAGGCCUGGGAACAGAGCCCCCACCCUCUCUCCCUCACCCCUCUCUCUGGGAUGAUGAGGUCUCCUUCCAGCCUGGUAAUGGAGCAAGAGGGGAGGGGGGGAUUCCUUCUGCUUUCCACAGCUUUGAAGGCCCCUUUGAGGUGGCUGGAGGGGCCCAGAGUGGUGGGGGAGAGACCUUGCUGGGCAGCGCCCCUGAGCAGAGUCAGUUCGCUGGGCCCCCCACCCCUCGUCCCAGGAAGCAGCUCUGUUGGCAGAAAGGAGAGGUCAGAGCUUUGUCCUGCUGUGGCCAGGAGUGGCCUGAGGUCUCCUGGGGCCAGGUGGGAACAGUGUGUCCUCUGCCCCCUGGGCCGGGGUGUGUUUCCCCCACCCUCCCUCAGUAGCAAUGAGCUACUCAGGCCAGAUGGGGGCCUGUUGCAUGGGCUGGGAGUCCCCUGUGAAGGAGAGGGUGGGGA